This is a messenger RNA of Perca flavescens (yellow perch), 916 nucleotides long. It is a transcript of the gene cimap1d, whose product is annotated as CIMAP1 family member D. Lineage: Eukaryota; Metazoa; Chordata; Actinopteri; Perciformes; Percidae. The transcript is spliced from 5 exons. Gene Ontology annotation, cellular component: cytoskeleton. Bases 111 to 863 code for a protein of 250 amino acids. The record is from RefSeq and is a predicted model, not a curated record.
GAAUUUCCAAGUAUGCAGCCUGCCUCCAUUCUGGCUGAAAGAGGGAAUUACCUGUGUAUUGAUAUCAUUGAGGAACUCCUGAAGUAUCCGUCACUUCUACAAAGAGCCAAAUGGAGAAAAGAUACCCAGUGAUAGCAGGAAGAGAAAAAGGGCCAGGUCCUGGUCGCUAUGGGCUUCCUCCCACCAUUGGAUUUAUGGGCCAUGACUUCACCAAGCCAACUAGCCCUGCCUAUUCUUUCCAUGGCAGGAUGAGUGAUACCAUGUAUUGUGUAGACUCAAGUCCAGGGCCGCAGUAUCACAUUGAUGCAAAAAUCACUCGUUUUGGAAGGGAUGGCACACCUGCGUACUCAAUGUUGGGCAGAGUGAAAGCACAGAAGGAGCUAUUCCAGACACCUGGACCAGGUGCAUACAGCCCUGAGAAAACCCCACCAUACAACCUCCAGCACAGACCUCCGUCCUACACAAUGGGCUCUCGGACACACUACCGGAGCGUUGACUCAGUACCUGCUCCCAACAGGUACUGUCUCCCUCCGCUCAUGGGCCCUCAAGUUCCAAACAAGCAAUCCAGCUCAAGCUACACAAUGUCAGGUAGUUACAGCAGAGGGGGACCAUCUGUGGACUUGGCCAAGACGCCAGGGCCUUGCAGGUACAACAGUACGGACCCAAGUGUUUAUCUACCCAGGCAGCCGGCGUUUUCCAUGCUGGGACGUCAUGGCUUACCAAGAGAUGCCACCGAGAAACCUGGUCCUGGAACUUAUAAUCCAGAGAAAGUGACAGUUCACAAGGCCCGGGCACCAACCUACUCCCUGGGCAUUAGACACUCGGAAUUUGUUACUCCACUAGUUGUCAAUGUUUCUGACUGAACACCAUCAUCACACUCCCAAAAAUGAGAAACAUAAUUCUGUAAUCUGGUAGA